Messenger RNA from Alternaria atra, 354 nucleotides. RefSeq lists its product as uncharacterized. NCBI's taxonomy places the organism in Eukaryota, Fungi, Ascomycota, Dothideomycetes, Pleosporales, Pleosporaceae. The record is from RefSeq and is a predicted model, not a curated record. The coding region runs from base 1 to 354 and encodes 117 amino acids. The transcript has 2 exons.
AUGCGGCACAAGAAAACACACUGCACCGCAACUGUAAAAGGCGCAAUGCUAGAACUACCUGUCGAGCUACAGCGAAAUUGCAUCGAAUUUCUAUCUAGCGACGUGACGACUCUCAAGGCCGUUCGCUUGAUAAACAAAUUGCUCAACGAAUUAGCAUCGGAGACUCUGUUCCACACAGUAUCCUUCACAAACAACAAGAACAGCCCUCCCAGGUUCACACAAACUGCCAAUUCCUCCUUACGCAAACAUAUUCGCCAUGUCAUCAUCACUACUUCCGACGAUCCCGACCCCAGGUUACCAAUCUACAGGAUACCCACCAAGAUUCUCGGUGCUUUCAAAGACGCUAUCGCAUGA